Molecule: messenger RNA, 2760 nt
Organism: Salvia hispanica
Lineage: Eukaryota; Viridiplantae; Streptophyta; Magnoliopsida; Lamiales; Lamiaceae
Source: RefSeq, a predicted model, not a curated record
AAUUACAUAACAAACAACAAGUAUAAUAAAUACAAGAGUUGGGUUGAAACCAAGUCUUACUACUAUUUUUCUCUUUCUCACCACUCCGAUGGAGGACUUCGAGUCAUCGACGAUAAACUCGAGAUCAUCGUCAUCGAUUCAAACAGAGGUGAUUGCAGAGUUCAUCGGCAAACUGAGUCCGAUUUUGAGCGAGAUCAGAGGCUGCGUCGAGGCAGCAGAGGUGCCGGCCUUGGAGAAGGCGAUCGCCUCGUUGGAGAGCGACUACGAUCGUGCGAGGGCAGCCGUGGACAGCCCUCCCAAGAACAUCGAGAGCCUCAUACAGAAUCUUGGGAGAUCGUUGGGGCUCACUCUCUUUGCAAGCCACGAAGCGCCACUGUCGAACAAGGACAAGGUCGAGGCGCUCUGCCGGGAGAUGAUGAACGUGCGUUUCGAGUCGAGCUCGUGGGAUUUUGCCAACGAGGCGGUGGAGACAGAGUUGGAAACAGAGGAUGAAACAGGGGACGAAACAGGGGAUGAAACAGGGGAGAAAAUAGGGGAGAAAACAGGGGAGAUCAUGGAGGAGACGAGAGAGUUGACGGUUGAUGAAGCCAUUUUAGAAUUAAAGUAUGGGAGAGAGGAGGGAUUCAAGAAUGCUCUUUUUGUUUUGGAUGGAUUCUUGAAAGAUGGGAUGAUUUCAAGUGAGAUGAUUUUGGAUGAAGAUGUGGUGCGGAUCUUGUGUUGUCGAUUGGCUUCGUGCAAGGGGAACGACCGAUUGAUCAUAAUUCGAAUGCUGAGAUAUAUUUCUCAACACAAUCACCACCACAAGCAACAUAGUGUGCAGGAAAAGAUGAAAGAUUCGGAAUUCUUGUCUGCGUUGGUGAAAUCAUUGGCACGAGAUGCAGAGGAGCAGAAGGAGGCGGUCGGGCUUCUGCUCAGCCUCUGCGAUGACGAUGCAGGAGUCAUCCGGAGAAUCGGGAGGAUACAAGGUUGCAUAGUGAUGUUGGUAGCAAUCUCAAAUUUAGAUGAUGAAGAAGCUUCCCAUGAUGCAAGAAUGCUGCUAAAUAUUAUGUCUACCAACACCCAACAUGCUCUUCACAUGGCUGAAGCUGGUUAUUUCAAGCCAUUGAUCACAUAUUUAAAACAAGGUUCAGAAAUGAGCAAGGUUCUGAUGGCAAGCGCGGUGUCAAGAUUGGAGCUAACCGAUCAAAACAAGGCCGCAUUAGGGGAACAAGGGGCGAUCGAGCCCCUGGUGAGCAUGUUCAAGGAAGGAAACCUAGAGGCGAAGCUGUCCGCCUUGAACGCCCUACAGAGCAUAUCCAACCUAAAGUCGAACAUCCAAAGGCUGAUCGACUCUGGGAUGGUGGCGUCCCUCCUGCAGCUACUUUUCUCAGUGACAUCAGUCUUGAUGACACUGAGAGAGCCGGCGUCGGCCAUCCUUGCAAAAGUGGCCCAGUCGGAGACCAUACUAGUCAAGCACGACGUUGCGCAGCAGAUGCUGUCGCUCCUCAACCUCUCGAGCCCCGUCAUCCAAACCCAUCUUUUGGAGGCCCUAAACAACAUAGCCUCACACCCAACCGCUUCCCGGGUCAGGAAGAAGAUGAAGGAGAAUGGCGCGAUCCCACUCCUCCUCCCGUUGAUCACGGAGAGGGACGCCCGGAUCAGGAAUGGCGCCCUCAAGCUCAUCCACGCGCUUUCCAAAUCCACACAAGAGCUCACACUGGAGCUAGACCAAUCCCAUAUCCACACCAUUGCAAACAUAGUUCUAACAACAAAAUCAGAUUGUGAGAAGACUGCAGCCCUAGGAAUCCUUGCAAAUCUACCAAUCAACGAAAACCGAGUCACUGAGAUCCUCAAACAAGCCAAUAUACUACCUUUUUUGGCCUCAACCACCACUUCAACACCAUCAUCCAUCAUGCUAUCUGAGAGCAUUGCUUCCUUCCUGAUCCGUUUCACGAAUCCAAACGACAAAAAGCUGCAGCACUACGCGGCUGAACACGGCAUAUUCCCUCUCCUCAUCAAGCUACUCACAAGCACCUCACAAUGUGCCAAAUCCAAGGCAGCACUCAGCUUAGCCCAACUAUCACAAAACACAACAAACAUGACCAAAUCAAGAAAACUCAAGUGGCUCUGCGUGCCUCCCUCGUCCGAUUCAUUCUGCAAAGUCCAUGACCGACACUGCACGAUUAAAGGCACCUUCUGCUUGAUCAAAGCAGGGGCGAUCACUCCAUUGGUACAGAUUCUCCAAGGCGAGGAGAGAGGCGCGGAUGAGGCUGUAUUGGGCUGCUUGUCGACGCUUCUUAGAGACGAGAUAUGGGAGAGCGGGUGCAGGCAUCUGGUGGAGGAAUCGGUGGUGCAUCCAAUCAUCAGAGUUGCGGGAUGUGGGAGCUUCAAGGCUCAAGAGAAGGCCUUGUGGAUGCUGGAGAGGAUUUUUAGAGUGGAGAGUCAUAGAGAUGAGUUUGGCGAAUCCGCGGAGAAUGUGUUGAUUGAGGUGGCGCAGAAUGGUGAUCCGAUGCUCGCGCCGGUGGUGGCCAAGGUUUUGGCACAGCUGCAGCUGUUGCAGCCGCAGUCUAGUUACUUUUGAGAAGAAAUGCAUGCUUUGUAGUAGUAUUUUUUGGUUUGUUGAUCAUUUUUAUUGUUGAUAUAUUGUGAUUGAUUCAAAUUACAUUAAAAGAUGUAGUGUUUUUUGUAUGCAUAUUUCAAGUUGGGAGGAAGUGGGAUAUGAUGUAAAAACAUGAUCUUGUAUUAUUUCUAGUGAUUAAAAGUCCAGCAUGGUUUGAUGAA